Molecule: messenger RNA, 866 nt
Organism: Aspergillus brunneoviolaceus CBS 621.78
Lineage: Eukaryota; Fungi; Ascomycota; Eurotiomycetes; Eurotiales; Aspergillaceae
Exons: 1
Coding region: 84-866 (260 amino acids)
Source: RefSeq, a predicted model, not a curated record
CGUUUUGAUUCCUCGCAUCGGCAAGCAGUAUCGUCAACUGCCACCACACUCAUUGAUCCCAUCCUUCGAGCAUCAUUCCCACGAUGCGUUCCUUCAACCAGCUUUCCACCCGCCUGCUAGCCCUAGCGCUCGCCGCCCUCCUCUUCCUCCUCCAGCUCACCCACGCCCUCCCUGUAACCACCUCCGAUCUCACCCCCGUGCACCCCGAGAACGCCCUCACCAGAAGAGGCUGCAUCCCCAGCAAACCCAGCAAGCCCGCCACCAACCCCCCCAAGACAAACACCUACACCUUCAGCAUGGACACCCUCAACCAAGCGAUCAGCAGCCAGAGCACCUACCCGCUGGACAGCAACACCUGCCUCUUCUACCUCGGGCUCGGCGGCGCCACGGGCCAGACCCUGGCGCAGGACUGGUGGACGCAGAACAAGCCCGCCAGCGCGGCCAGCCAGAUGAGCAUCGUCUGGGGCAACGUGCUGGAGCAGUACUACCACAGCGCAAUGCUGUCGGCCAACCUGGUCGAGACGCUGCCGGAUCCAGCCAACCCGGCCCAGCAGAUCAACGCCCAGACGGUCUGGGCGUCCCUGCUGUCCCAGGCGAUGGGCGAGAGCUGUACCGGCACCGUCUACUUCUUCACGCCCGAGGCCAACGACGGCACCAACCCCGUGACAAACGUGUGGAAUGUGUACGAGUAUCCCGCUCUGACCCGGAACUCCAAGGUGCAGCAGAUCAUCAAGGUCGACCCCAAUACCAACAAGCAGGAGGUGAUGUGGACCAAGGGUGAUGCGGUGUACGGGCCCGUGCCGCCGGGCACGGGGUACUCCCAGGUGAAGACCUUGGCUAGGGCGGAGUAUCCUACUCUGAGGUAG